This is a messenger RNA of Scheffersomyces coipomensis, 3024 nucleotides long. RefSeq lists its product as uncharacterized. The transcript has a single exon. Gene Ontology annotation, cellular component: nuclear envelope; cytosol. Lineage: Eukaryota; Fungi; Ascomycota; Pichiomycetes; Serinales; Debaryomycetaceae. Gene Ontology annotation, biological process: protein import into nucleus. Bases 1 to 3024 code for a protein of 1007 amino acids. Gene Ontology annotation, molecular function: small GTPase binding. The record is from RefSeq and is a predicted model, not a curated record.
AUGAAUAAAGACAAUUUAAUCAAAAUUGUUCAAGGUACUUUAGAUGCCGACAAUAACAUUAGAAAACAUAGUGAACAAGAACUUCACGUGUAUGAAAGACAACCUGGUUUCACUGAGUAUUUGUUGGAUUUGAUUUCUGAACCUGGUAUUUCAAGUGGAGUUCAACUUUCUGUAUCAGUGUUCUUUAAAAAUAGAGUGGUAAAUCAUUGGCUUGCCCCAGAAAAUAGUAAAGAUACUUCAAAGACUAUUGCUGAUAAUGAAAAACCAGGAAUUAAAGAAAAAUUGGUUCAUACCAUCAUGAAGACUUAUCAACAUCAAGUUAUUUGUCUUCAAUUAUCCACCGCAUUACAUAAUAUCUUGGAUUUAGAUAAAUGGGAUGAUAUGGUAACUAUUAUUAAAAACUUAAUUCAACAAGGUGAUGAAUCGUCAAUUAUGACUGGGUUGAUUUGUUUAUAUGAAUAUACUAGAAAUUAUAGAUGGUCAGGUUUAAGUUCGGGAAAUCCAGCUUUGGAAGAAGUUUGUAAUGAAAUUUUCCCAUUAUUAGAAUCAUUAACUGAAAAUUUAAUUAAUUCAUCUGAUUCAUCCCCAAUUACUGAUGAAAUGUUAUAUCGUAUACUUAAAAUCUUUAAAUUUACUACUUUCUCAGUGUUACCAACUUAUAUUCAAAAUCCUGAUCAUUUAGGAAAAUGGUGUCAAUAUCAUAUUUUAAUCAUUAAAAAACCUUUGCCACCUCAAGUAUUGCAGGAAGAUGAUGUCGAUCAAAGAACCAAACAUACAAGAGUUAAAACCAUUAAAUGGUGUUUUGCCAACUUACAUAGAUUAUUAAGUCGUCAUGGUGGUGGUAUGAGUACUAGAGAAAAGAAAGAAAGUCAAUUUGUGGUUAUGUUUUUAAAUAAUUUCGUUCCUGAAAUUUUAUCAUCAUAUUUUGAAAUUAUUGAAAAUUGGUCUUCAAAAAAGACUUGGUUAAGUGAACCUUCAUUAUAUCAUUUAAUUUCAUUCUUGGAACAAUUGAUUGAUACUCCUUCUUGGAAUUUAAUUAGUGAUAAACAAGAUGCUAUUAUAAAACAUGUUCUUUUACCAACUUUAAUAGCCACCGAUGAAACAGUUGAAUUAUAUGAAGAUGAUUCUGAAGAAUAUAUUAGAAGAUUCUUUGAUAUUAAUAGAGAAUCAACUACGGCCGAUGUUGCAUCUUUCAAUUAUCUUUAUAAAUUAGCCUCAAAGAAAUUUAAAUCAACUGCUAAUUUAAUCUUAGGUAUCCUUAAUGAAGUAUUUAAUAAAAGAGCUGCUAAUCGUAAUGAUUUAACCAUUGCUAAGGAAACUGAAGGUGCUUUAAGAAUGUUAUCAAGUAUUGUAUUUAAAUUAAAUACUAAAGCUUCUCCAGUUCAUGGUCAAAUUGAUAAAGUUUUAUUAACUUUUGUUUAUCCUGAAUUUGGCGAUGAUGUUUUAGCUACUACUCCAUGGUUAGUAGCAAGAGCUUGUGAUACUAUUGCUCGUUUCCAAUAUCAAUAUCAAGAUCCUCAAGCUUUAGAAUCUAUUUUCCAAAGUGUGGUUAAAUGUUUCCAAACUGAAGGUCAUUUCCCAGUUCAAUUAACUGCAGUUGAUGCUUUAACUACCUUAGUUAAACAAGAUUCUGUUGCUGAAACAGUUGCAGCUCAAGCUCCACAUUUAAUGAAUAAAUUAUUAGAAAUGUCAAAACGAUCAGAAAAUGAAAUUAUUGCUGUUGCUAUGGAAGAAUUCGUGGAAAGAUUUGCAAAGAAUUUAGAACCUUAUGCCAAAGAAUUAACUGCUAGUUUGUGUACUCAAUUCCUUUCUAUUGCUUAUGAAUUAUUAGAAUCAGGUCCUGAUCCACUCAGUUAUAAUGAAGAUAGAGAAUAUCAAGCUGCCAAUGUUUUAAAUACCAUCACCACUCUUAUCGUUUCUAUGAAUUCAUCUCCUGAAGUUUGUGUUUCAUUAGAACCCAUCAUUCAAGAAAUGCUUAAAUUCAUUCUUGAAAAUGCUAUGAUUUCAUUUUUAUCUGAAGCUAUGGAAAUUUUAGAAACUUUAGUAUUUAGUACUAAAUCUGUUUCUCCAACGAUUUGGAAUUUAUAUGAUGUUUGUAUUGAUUCAUUUGAUACUUAUGCUUUGGAAUAUUUCAAUAAUUUUAAUAGUUUCUUUGAAACUGUGAUCAAUUAUGGAUUUGGUCAACCAACUGUAACUGUUGAAACCCCUCAAGUUCAAUCUUUACUUAAUGUUUGUUUCAAGAUUUUGAAAGAAGAAGAAGUUGAUCCAGUAUUUGCUCAUAUAAGUUUUGAAUUAAUUGAAUUAUUAAUACUAGCAUUAGGUCAAAAAGUGGUACCAAUUUUAAAUACUCUUUUCACUGAAUUAUAUGAUAUUUUCGUUCAAUUAGAAUCAGAAAAGGCAUUCGAUGGAUAUAUGUUACAUCAUUUAUCGAUUUUAAGAGUAUUUUUUGCUGCUUUAUAUAUUGAUACCAGUUCAACUUUAAGAUUUUUAAAUGGUAAACAAUUUAUUCCAAGUUUAUUUAAUUUAUGGAUGAAACAUUCUGAAGAUUUCCAAAGUGUUUAUGGAUGUAAAUUACAAAUCUUGGCCUGUCUUUCAAUCAUUGGAAGUCCUGAUAUUACUUUAUUACCAGAAGAUUUAGUUGGUGAAAACACUGAUAUCUUAUUAGGUAAUAUUGGAGCUUUACCAAAUGCCAUCAAAGCAAGAAAUGAAAUUCUUAAUAGAGAAGAAAAUCUUAGACCUGAUUUCAAUCUUAAUGAUGAAGAUGAAGAAGGAGAAGAAGGAGAAGACGCACUUUAUGAUGAUGAUUUCGAAGCUGAUGAAGCUGAAUUCGAAGCUAUGAAAGUAACCCCCAUUGAUGACGUUAAUGUAUUUGAAGUAUUUUAUAAACAAUUAAUCUCCCUUCAACAUGCUGAUGCUGCUAAAUAUCAUGUCCUUUUCGGAGAACUUGACGAAAGUAAAAAAGAAUUAGUUGAUUCUGUUUUCAAAGUUGUUCAAAGUCAACAACAACAACAACAACAACAAUAA